Messenger RNA from Alosa sapidissima (American shad), 4803 nucleotides. RefSeq names its product CDC42 effector protein (Rho GTPase binding) 2 (gene cdc42ep2). The record is from RefSeq and is a predicted model, not a curated record. Lineage: Eukaryota; Metazoa; Chordata; Actinopteri; Clupeiformes; Clupeidae. Bases 928 to 1713 code for a protein of 261 amino acids. The transcript is spliced from 2 exons.
UCCAGUACAACAGUUUCCUUCCUGAUAAAGAGAAGGAACAGAAAGAAAAGAAGUUCUGUUAGAUACUGAGUGAGAUCUCUUUCUCUGUGUGUGUGUGUGUGUGUGUGUGUGUAGGAUAGAGAGAUGGUGGUAGUGAAACUGUGAGGGUGAUGGAGAAGAGAUGUGGUUAUCUGUUUUCGAUGGGUGUGUUAAGAACUAUUAAAAAGUGAGUAAGCGCAUGCUUCUCUGCGUGCGUCUGCGUGUGCGCCUCCCUUCGCUAAAACGGAUUUGACCCGCUGGAAUUUCCAGCAGUAAGGAAGAAGUGUGACAUUCAGUUAUAGCUCACAGAAAACCCUGGUCUGGAUUUCGGGCCAGGGCCAGAGACGGGCCAAAGGCAGUGUAACGGCGAGGGUGUUGACGCAGUGUCCAGUCAGCUGACAGCGGUGGGAAAGUCAUCUCAGAGACGUUGGUGACGACGGCCACCAUCUUUGAAGCCGCGCCGUGGAACAACAGGAAGGGACGUGUCGGAAGGGAUUUGUGUGGAAUAAAACAGCGUGUGCACAUUUUCGUGUUGGACUGCAUUGUUUGUGGAAGUGUUGUUGUACCGCCAGGGCAUUUGAACUUUAGACCUUCGGAGUUGGUCGGAUUCUGAAAACAGCAAAACCCCUUCCCCUGCUGUUGGAAACUGAGAAAAACUCUUUUGUCUGUCUGUCCUGCUGUCUCUAUCCUUAAAGUUCUCUGACCUACCUGCUUGCUGGUCUCGCUCCUCUCUGUAGUUCCUCUCUUCCUUUCCUUUCCUUUGGCCCGUGUUGUUUUUCUCCCUCUCUGACUCUCUCUCUCUCCCUCUCUGACUCUCUCUCUCUCUUUCUCUCUCUCGCUCCCCCUCUCUUCUCGCUCACCCUGUUGCAAGACCUCGCUCUCUGCUGCCCCGGAGGGAAGGUUCCGGAGAUGUCAGCCAAGGCCCCCAUCUACCUGAAGCGCCGCAGCCGCAAGGGCAAGAAGGAGAAGCUGCGUGACCUCCUCUCCUCCGACAUGAUCAGCCCUCCGCUCGGAGACUUCCGCCACACCAUCCACAUCGGCAGUGGAGGCGGCGCCGACGACCUCUUCGGUGACCUCUCUUUCCUGCAGGGCAAGUUCCACCUGUUGCCCGGGCAACAGGGCCGCCACGCCCUGUCGCAGUACGCCGCGGGCGGCGACGAGUUCCAGUUCAGCCGCACGUCCAGCGUGAGCGGGCACCUGCCGUCGUCUGAGAGCUCACCGCUGCUCAAGAACGCGCUGUCCCUCCCGGUCAUCGGCAGUGUGCAGGCGCUCACUCUGCCCGCCACUGUCUCCACCGCACCCCAGCCCCCUUCAUCACCCCCACAGACCGCACCCCACUCCCCUCCUCUGCCCAACCAGGCCCCACCACCCAAGCCUCCCAGACUGCACUUGGAGGACCGCGCCCUGACGUCGUCACCUCCGCCCCGCCCCACGCUGGCGUCCCCGGAGCGGACCACGUCCUCGCGCUUCAGCCCGACACGCUCCAUCGAGGACGAGAGCUUCCCCGGUACCCCCGAGGAGGACACGGGGCUCCAGGACAGGCCGUACCUGUCCCACGCUGGCUCCCUGCUGUCCCUGCACCUGGACCUGGGGCCAUCCAUCCUGGACGAGGUGCUCCAGAUCAUGGACAGCCAGCACCUGGGGGGGCUCAAUGGAGGCUGUAUGUCGGGGGGCAGGCAGGAGAUCUACACCUGAAGACAAUAUCCUCCACCCCCCAUCUCACCCUUAACAAAAACACUUCCACACCUCCACCCCAUUCCUUUCACCUCAAUGGACUGCUGCAGCCACCCAAACCCCUUCAGUGCUCUCCUCCCACUCUCUCACCACACACACACACACACACAAACACGCACACACGUGUUGUGUCCCAGCACUCCUCCACUCUAUCGAUAUAUACAUCAGUCUUCCCCAUGGAAAGUAUGUCCGAAGUGUUUUACAGUCUCCUAUUCAAACUCUGGCCUGCUGAAACACUUGGAUUGAUGUGAGCAUUAGUGUUUUUGUGCUCGCUCUCUCUCUCUCUCUCUCUCUCUCUCUCUCUCUCUCUCUCUCUCUCUCUCAGAGGAGGAGAGAAUAGCGAGAGAAGCAGCUUUCCCAACUGCUGCUUAUUAUAUUUCAGAGUGAUUUAUUUUCUUUCUUUUUUUGUCUCUCUCUUCUAUGUUUUUCAAUGAGACUCUUCUGCUGACCUCUACACGCUGUGAAAGAAAAGACCCUAAAACAGCUGAGCUCCAACAUGGCUGAGCUUCAUGUCCUCCUUGCGCCCAGCGUCUCUGUAUUUCUAUUCCUUAUUAAACAGAAUGGACUGCUGGUCAGACUGGUGAAACAUGAACUUGAUAAGAAUUGUGUGUGGGUAUACUGAACUGACUUUUUAGACAUGUUUUUUCCUUUAUACCUUGUAUAGCAAAACCCCUCUGACUUUUCGAGAACGUUUUCAGUCCUGGAGGCAAUCUGCGGUCUACAACCUUGGCCCGGAUUCCUCAGCACAAAAACCUCUUUUCUUUUUUUUUCUCUCUCUCUCUUUCUCUUUUUCUCGAAAGAGAAAAUGCACAGCGGGAACAGUUGACCUUUUCCGAGUGGAGUGAUGACUUCAUCCUGAGUGUUGCAAGUGAGCCGGUGUGUGUGCGGACCCCCUCCCAGUCCCUCUGGGUGUCUCAGUCCAACACUGCAGUGUUUUUUUUUUUACACAGAGCAAAGAAAAAAACACCAAGCUCCACGCACUGCACUAUUCUAAUACAUUUUUACUGGAGUUGAAAAAAUACGUAUUCGACCAAAUCAGAGUGAGUCUGAAACCUCCAUUGAGUGAGUCAGCCCUCUUUAAAAAGCAGAUUGUUUUUGGUUGUUAGUCUGUUCAGUUUUCUGAGGCCUGACUUUUGGAUAGUUGAGGGUGGAGGGGGGCCCUUAAGGGUUGUCUGAGUUUGCGCUGUUCUCUCCUGGGUGUGUUUUGGGAGCUGCAGCUGUGCCGCUGCCCUCUCCCCUUCUCUCUGUCUGUCUCUGGUCGAGGUCCAAGGGAGCAUGGAAGUUGCGCUAGUGUGUUAGCACUGGCCGGCCACCUGCACCUACCUCUUCAGGGGCCUCAUCUCUUGUCAUGGUGGUUGGAAGAGCCACGGGUUUCAUGGACAUGUGGUUGAACUAAGGAGAAUCACAACAAAUGUGAAAGGAAAAAAAAAAAUCUUUCUGAGAAUUGACGUUAAUGAGCAUUAUGUAAGCGCAAUAAAGUUUGCUGUAGAGCAAAACACACAUUAAGCUUUAUGUUUGCAGUUAUGAUGGUUUUGAGAAUAGAAGGUAGAUCCACAUUCACAGAGAAAGUGCAUGCUGUUUUACAGUUCUUGCAUUGAUAUUGUUUGUAUUUUGCCUUCUUUGAUUUUAAUGUGAAUUGUUUUUACCAUAGGGGUCCGUGGAAUUUUAAGUAGACCAAGAAGAGAGGAUUUUUUUUUAAACUAAGCAUGGGUACUUUGCACUUCAAUUUCUGUAAUAUAUAAACGUUGAAUGUACAGUAUACAUAGACACUAAUGGUAGAUUAUCAGACAAGCUUAAUGAAAUGAAACAGCACAAGAACUUUCCAUUUAAGCAGGACCAAUGGAGCAACAUUAGAAAGGUUAUUAAUCAAAACCACUUUGUCUCGAAAUUCACUGACAUUAAUCUCUGCCAAUCCACAAAUAUAGACAAAUCCUAAAAAUAAGACUUCUUGUCCUGAUACACAUUGACACAUGGUCCUGACAUUAUGUAUAACCACUAAUUUCACCAUAUACCACUGUAAUUUAUACAUAUAUUUGCUCUCAUUAAUCAUCAUGUCUAAUAUUUCAACACUUGAGGUGCUUUAACAUAACUGUUAAAGAGGUAUAUUUGCAUCACGUGCGGUGCAAUCUGACAGCAUAUUGUUUUGAAGGAGAUGUUCAGAGCUGUACUCUAUUUGAAUGUGACUAGUAGUCACACAGAUAAGCUGUGUAUGUGUAUAAAUAGCUACUUGUCAGGAUAACAGUGCAUGUCACCUCAUAUGCUGAGAACACGAUUAGAUGCGGGAAGUUAAAGUUCUGGAGUUUUGUGAUAUCAUUUUUGUGUGGGUGUGUGUGCGUGUGUGUGUGUGUGCGUGUGCGUGUGUGUGUGCGCACGUGUGUGUAUGUGUGCGUGGCUGACAUGUUACAUAAGGUCUGUGCUGCUGGCAGAGCUCUCACUCCUGGCUCUCUCACACUGUCCACUCAGCCUGGUGUACUAGUUCAAUGAGAGGUGCCUGGGAUUUGAAUGAGAACUUUAGUGCGUCUCCUUAACCUCCUCCUCUUCCAUUGGAGCCAGUGGUGCCUAUGAAGUCUUACAUUUAUCAAGUGGGAAUAGACACUCAUCAUUAACUGUCACCGUGACUACACUACUUUCCUGUCUUGAUCUCAACAACACUAAAUAGAGUAUCAUCAAUAUAGACAGGACAUUACAACCCUAACAUGGAUAAAUAUGUCUGUGUAUGUGGCUUUUCCUGGCUUAAUCUCAAUGGACAGACACAAAAUAUCACUAAGUCUGAUCACUUUAAAUGCUAACGGUGGUUCUGUUUCAACUGGAAGGCCACUUUACACAGCUAUGAAUAUAGAUGCAUUCACAGGAAACUUUGUAACAUUUCAGUGUAUUUUUCUACACUAUUCUGGACAUCAAGAUGGACACAAUCUUGCUGCUGCUGUGAUGACUAGUUACGGUGUUACAUGCUGGGAUCGUUUGUGCACUUGGGUGAAAGGUGAAAUAUAUGUUGACUCCUAGCUGUACAUGAUUAUAAAUAAAUGUUCUUUUUUGUGUAGAAACACUGCA